Molecule: messenger RNA, 843 nt
Organism: Closterium sp. Yama58-4
Lineage: Eukaryota; Viridiplantae; Streptophyta; Zygnematophyceae; Desmidiales; Closteriaceae
Source: the annotation of a GenBank genome assembly
AUGAAAAUCGAAUCACACCCGUUCGUCCCAAGCAUGAUCCUCCCCUUGCUUUCCUUCCUUUCCCUAGGUCCCACGCUUCCGCUCUCUGUCGCCCGCGUCGUCGCAUCAUUUCCGCAGCUCGACGCCUUCGCGACCCCAGCCCGUCGCGAGAACGCUCCGCCCGGCGCCUUCACUCCCCGCCCACCGUCGCCUGCUCUUCCCCGUCGCGGUCACCCCCCCAACCCCGUCGCGACUUCCCACCCCCCGUCGCCUUCACUUUCCCACCCCGUGGCCUUCAUUUCCCCCACCCCGUCGCCCUCCCUUCCCCCCCGCGCCAGCCCCCCCCCACCCCCCCCCCCCACCCCCCCCCCCCCCCCCCGUUCGCCUUCUCUUCCCCCACCCCGUCGCGACUUCCCACCCCCCGUCUCCUUCACUUUUCCCCCUCCCGUCGCCUUACUCCCCCCCCCCCACCCCUUGCCGUCACUUCCCCUCCCGUCGCCUUCGUCGCCUUCUUCCCCCGCCUGUCGCACUUGCUUCCCCACCCGUCGCCUUCACUUUCCUCCCAUUGCUUUCACUCUCUCUGCUCAUUCUCUCUUGCCCGCCCGUCGCGCAAUGGCUUCUCCUCCAGUCGCCCUCGCUUCCCGCCAGCCAGGAGCUGGCGCAGCGUUUCGCGGCGAUGGGCGCGCGGCUGAUCCUCUCCGCGCGCUCCGCGGAGCGCCUGCAGGCAGUGGGCGCCUCCUGCUGCGGAACGCACGCGCCGGCGGGGUGGUGGUGCUGCCGUUCGACUCAAGGGGGGAGCGGACGUGCUGCACGACGCAGCGCCAGGCGGAAAGCGUGCUCCGCGGGGGAGGAGGCGCGUGGUGA